AUGGUUCAAUAUGUAAUUACACCUUGGCGAACGCGUCGCGAGCUUAUACAAGUACGCGAAAAACUCUACCAAGAUACUGAGACAGCCCCUCCUAAUGAUACCCAUCGCCGACAAGCCGUAUGCGUCAUCUCCGUAUGGAUGCAACGAGGAAAUUGUCCCCAUCUCGUUGAAUCCUCUGCGAUUAUUACCUCGGCUAUCCUAAAUGAUGUCCCUGAAAAUUCAACAUAUUGUGUCAGAGCUGCUUAUUCUGCUGCUUUUUGUCGAUUCGUCACGGGCCUUCUCGAUAGUCAUCAAGACAAGCGUCGCAAAUUAAGUAUGUACUCCAUUGCGAAAACUAUCGGUUUACCAGCUACAUACGUCGAACUUCGACACCAAGCGACCCAUGAGGAACUUCCAUCGCUCCCCAAGCUUAGAAUGGCCGCGCGCAAAGCGCUGAAAUGGAUUUGGGACUUCUACUGGGCAGACUUAUCAAUCGGUGAAGAGGACGAUGAUUGCUGCAAGACAUUCGUGCGCGGGAUUCUAGAGCGGAAGGAUGAAGGAAUUAAUCUGAAUAUGAUAAAGGAUCGACUUGAGGCCUACGGACGAGGCGACCUUCUUUGCGCGUUGGAUGAACUGGAAGAAUCUUCCGAGGAUCCCCUGACUUUGUUACAAGCGCUCAAAUUCCGACAGAAGAUUUUUGACUGGGAAGAAGCCAAAUCCUCAAAAGACAACGCUUCUUCCUUUCCCCACACACCCACCGGAAAUCUUAAUGAUUUCCGCGCGGAAAUGAUGAAAAUGGAACACGAUUUGGAUGGCGCCGCUGCUGCAUCCAUGCAAGUCGAUGUGGAUCAUAAGCCUUCCACGGAUAAUACGGAAAAAGGCUGGGCGCGCUGGGAGGGACCAUGGGUGCCGAAACCAAUAGGAAUUUUGUGA
Messenger RNA from Sclerotinia borealis F-4128, 912 nucleotides. NCBI's taxonomy places the organism in Eukaryota, Fungi, Ascomycota, Leotiomycetes, Helotiales, Sclerotiniaceae. The record is from the annotation of a GenBank genome assembly.